GAACAUGGCGGAGGCGGGAAAAGAGCACGCGGGCUUCGGGCUCCCGGGAGGAGACGCGGCACAGUGGCCUCUGCAGCGGUAUGGCCGCUUCAUGCCCUCGGGCACUGGAGAGCCGCCUGGGCCUGGCCAGGAAGCUGUCACAGCCUCUUCCCCAACAUGGAAGGUUUUUGACUCCAGUGAAGAAUCUGGGCAUCUUGUUCUCACCAUAGUUAUAUCGGGUCAUUUCUUCAUUUCCCAAGGACAGACACUGUUGGAAGGGUUUUCACUCAUUGGUAGCAAGAACUGGUUGAAGAUUGUAAGACGCAUGGAUUGUCUGUUGUUUGGAACAACGAUAAAGAACAAGAGUCGUAUGUUCCGGGUGCAGUUUAGUGGAGGCUCAAAGGAGCAGGCGCUGGAACACUGCUGCAGCUGCGUGCAGAACCUGGCCCAGUACCUCACUGUCCAGGUGCCUGACGGAAUCAGCCAGGAGCUCAGGCUGAGUCCUAGCCCGCUGUGGACAGGUGAAAGCCAAGGGAAGGGCCGUGUGCAGAGCAUCCCACCACAGCAUGAUUCACACCAGAACCCGGAGCAGCAACAGUGGGUACUGGCUGGCACAAGCACUCCAAGAGGAAGGACCUCAGUGGCCUGGUUAGCUCAGUCUCUCCUGGCAUCAGAGGAGCUGCCCGUGGUCUAUGAACAAUCUGCAUGGAACACAGAAGAGUUAGGCCCCUUUCUACGCUUGUGCCUCAUGGAUCAGAAUUUCCCAGCAUUCGUGGAAGAGGUGGAAAAGGAACUGAAAAAGCUGACAGGGCUGAGCAACUAACAUUCUACGUACAUACAGAACUGAGGAACUUGAGCGCAAUGGAAAAAAUGCUUCCUCCUAAGAUUAGAGAAGAUACUAGAAUAAAGAGUAUUAUUCCAACACCUUUUAUCAGUUUUAUUUUUAAAAACAGGUGAAUCCACUUUUUUAUACAUCAUUGCACUUCAACAAUUACACAAAACACAAGUACAUGCAUCUACCAUUACGCACCGUGUGAGAACCCUGCCGGGUGUGAAAAUCUACACUCGAUGAAAAAAUACAGUGUCAACCUCAAAGUAUAACUAGUUGCAUAGAAUACCAUGCUGUAACAUUUCAAGGUCAUUGAAAACAAAAGGUAAAUUAUAAAAGUUUGCCUUAAUUGAAUGUACAAUUAGGUUCAACACAUCAGUGCAAAAGGAUUUAAGAAUUUACAUGAUUUAACAAAAGAAAAAAUAAUCACUUAAAAAGCAAUCUUACAUAUAUACUGCAGUUCAUUAUAUCCAUUCAGUGGACUGUUCCAGCUUCUUAUCAAAGUCAGAGGUUAAGCCCUUAAAAUUAUAGAUUUCAGUUUAUAUUACUCAUCUUUAUGUACCAGAACUGAACAGUUUCCUCAUCUGACAACAUAUAGUAAGGAAUGAGUAUCAGCAGCUUAAAAAUGAAACAAGCAUUUAUUUUAUUUUGGAUUUCUCCCACCCCCAAAAAUAUAAAUAUAUAUAUAUAUUUAUAUACUGUAUAUAUCUGUAGGUUUUGCUGUACUUUACAAAAAUGUAUCACUAGAUGGCAGCAGUGCAUUUUAGAGCUUUGCCAAUUUUAACAGCUGCAUUAAGUAAAAAACGGUGCAUGCAUGAUCCCAUCCUCAGAGGACCUUUUUACUUCUAUUUAAAUAUUCUACCAAAGGGAAAAAAAAAAAACAACAUUCACAGCACAUCAAGCCCAAAAUAGUUUACACCUUCUA
Messenger RNA from Balaenoptera musculus (blue whale), 1733 nucleotides. It is a transcript of the gene REC114, whose product is annotated as REC114 meiotic recombination protein. NCBI's taxonomy places the organism in Eukaryota, Metazoa, Chordata, Mammalia, Artiodactyla, Balaenopteridae. The transcript has 6 exons. The record is from RefSeq and is a predicted model, not a curated record. Bases 5 to 802 code for a protein of 265 amino acids.